Molecule: messenger RNA, 1247 nt
Organism: Electrophorus electricus (electric eel)
Lineage: Eukaryota; Metazoa; Chordata; Actinopteri; Gymnotiformes; Gymnotidae
Gene: nucks1a
Product: nuclear casein kinase and cyclin-dependent kinase substrate 1a
Biological process (GO): interstrand cross-link repair; double-strand break repair via homologous recombination
Cellular component (GO): cytoplasm
Molecular function (GO): single-stranded DNA binding; double-stranded DNA binding
Source: RefSeq, a predicted model, not a curated record
GUUAGGUUGCGCGACGGCUGCAGUUUCAGUUUGUUUUAUUCACCAUUUUGAGUAGCUGAACGUAAAAAUUAAAGUAAAUCCUUCACCACUACAGAGAUAUUUCCCUGUAUUGUUUAGUUUCGCGGCUGGGAGAGGACGUUGUUUUUGCGACCUCGCCUUGAGCCCCUCGGUUUGUAGUGCAGUUUGGGCUUUAAUUUCCUCCUGAUUUGCUUUUGCUGUUUUACAUUGUUAACCUCUACACAGUGUUCCUGCAAAAUGUCAAGACCAGUGAGGAACAGGAAAGUGGUGAAUUAUUCACAGUUCAAUGAGUCUGAUGAUGCAGAGGAGUACGACAGGGAGAGCGACAAGCCCAAGAAGAUGCGUGCUGCUCCGCGCGAAAUCAAGCACAAGAAGUCCAAGAACUCGCAGGACGAAAGUGACGACUCGGAUGAGAAACUCUCCAACUCCAAACACGAUUCAGCAGAUGAUUUUGGCAGCGAGGAAGACAAUGAAUUUGGAGAGGAGGAGGAGGAGGAAGAGGAGGAGGAUGAAGAAGACGGGGGAAGCGACUAUGAAGCAAAAAGGGGGAAAAAGGGGAAAAAGGUUAAAGUUGAGAAGCCCAGCAAACGCUCGCUGAAGAGAAAGAGAGACACAGAUGACAGUGAUGAAGACAGAGACGUGAGCAGGAAGCGGAGGCAGGUGAGGCAGGCUGCCUCUAAAGCCGUCUCCAAACAGAGAGAGAUUCUUCUGGGAGACCGGGGCAGUGAGGAUGAGGAUAAAGAUGAAGAUGACCAGGCCUACAUGGACCAGGAGUCCGGCAGCGACGAAGACUUCAUGGUGGACGACGAUGACGACAGCGACUACGGCCGCUCCAAAAAGAAGGGCAGGAAGGUGGUACCGAGAGGACGCCGAGCAGAGAGGAAGGAGAAGAAAUCCCCCAAACCCCGGCUAAAGGCCACAGUUACCCCCAGCCCCAUGAAGGGCAGGGGCAAGGGUCGCCCCAGUGCAGCCAAGACCCUGGAGAAAUGCUCCCCCAAAGAGGAGGAGGAGCCAGAGAGCCCCCUGGAGGACGAAGAGGAAGACGAAGUUGAGAAGAAGGACUCGCCGGCGACACCCGCCAAGAAGAAGAAGGCCGCCCCUGACGAUGAGGAGGAGGAUGAAGAGGAGGAUGGCUCAGAAGAAGAUGCCCCGUCUGGGGAAGACUAGCCAGGUUCUGAUCAGCAGCCCCAUAUCUCUCUCUCUCUCUCUCUCUUUCGCUCUCUCUCUCU